Rhineura floridana is the source of this 2377-nucleotide messenger RNA. Its product is annotated as major histocompatibility complex class I-related gene protein-like. The record is from RefSeq and is a predicted model, not a curated record. Bases 400 to 1470 code for a protein of 356 amino acids. The transcript has 10 exons. Gene Ontology annotation, biological process: immune response. Gene Ontology annotation, cellular component: external side of plasma membrane. Lineage: Eukaryota; Metazoa; Chordata; Lepidosauria; Squamata; Rhineuridae.
ACGGAUUGAGAGCGAAGUUGUUACCGAGAUGGGGCGCCUCCGCUGGCCCCCUUGGACUCUGUGCGCGACCUUUCUGCUGCUGGGCUGUCCUGGAAAGGUGGCAGGAUGGAUGUUCAUGGUGCUCCCAGAGGAGGGCAGGAGGGACUGAGUCGGAGAGGGAGAGCCGGUGAUUCCCAAGAAGGAGCUGCGAACUUUCUCUUCCCCUUUUCAGCUGCCCGCAGCCUGCCGGCUCGAGGUCUGCCCAGCAACCGUUUCCGUAAUCUGCACUCCAUUUUCCGAUUGGUGGAGUAUUUCCCCCUCGGCUAAUCCCGGCCCUUGCUCCGGAAUCUCCUGUGGGUGGGGCGGGAAGUGUUGACACACCUCUGCAAUAAACAGAUUGAGAGCGAAGUUGUUAGCGAGAUGGGGCGCCUCCGCUGGCCCCUUUGGACUCUGUGGGCGGCCUUUCUGUUGCUGGGCUGUCCUGGUUCUUCCUCUCACUACUUCCAUAAUUUUUACAUUGGGGUCUCGGAGCCUGGCCAGGGGCUGCCCCAGUUCAUUGCUGUGAGUUAUGUGGAUGACCAGCCCAUUACUCAUUAUGACAGCGAUACACAGAGGAAAGUGCCUGUCAUGCCCUGGAUGAGGAAGGUGGAGAAGGAUGAUGCCCAGUACUGGGACAGGGGCACUGAGGCCUUGCGUGGCUGGGAGCAGGCAUUUCAAGUAAACCUGGUGACUCUGGGGAAUCGUUACAACCAGAGCAACGGGUUUCACUCCCUGCAGGUGAUGUACGGCUGUGAGGUGGGCCCAGAGGGGCGCAAAGGAGGGUAUCUCCAGCACGGCUACGACGGGAGGGACUUCCUCAGCCUCGACAAGGAGACUCUCACCUGGACAGCGGCCGAUGCAGGGGCCCAAGUGACCAAGAGGAAGUGGGAGAGAGACAGGGCUUUUACCCAGUACACUAAGGCCUACCUGGAGGAGGAAUGCGUUGAGUGGCUGAAGAAAUACUUGGACUACGGGAAGGAGGCUCUGCAGAGGACAGAGCCACCAGUGGUGAAGGUGACACACCAGGUGGAUGCAGAUGACAUGGAGACCCUCUUCUGCCAAGCCCACGGCUUCUACCCCAAGGAGAUUGACGCCAACUGGAGGAAGGACGGGAAGGUCUGGGUGGAGGACACCUUCCGGGGAGUUGUUGCCCCCAACUCAGAUGGGACCUACCACGCCUUGCUUGGUGUCAAGAUCGACCCCAAGGACAGGGACCGCUACCGGUGCCAUGUGGAGCAUGACGGCCUAAAGAAGCCUCUGAAGGUGGCCUGGGAGGAGCCUGCAGCCAAGAUCGCACUCAUUCUUGGGUGCGUUCUGGGGGCCAUCGUGCUGAUAGCAUCUGGAAUUGCUGGGAUCAUGUUGUACAGAAAAUGGCAAGCAGGAUACAAAGAAGCGCCAACAAGUGACCGAGGGUCCGACAACUCCAGCCAGGGGAGCAACCCGGCUGUCUAGGAGCCCCAAAGCAGUAUGACCAACAAUGUCAGCACAGCUCAGACAGUAGAGCUCCCAGCGCAAGAGGCGAGAGAAGAUUCCAUAUUCUGAAACCUUCAGGAAUUUCUUCCGUCUGUCCCAUCCAGCUUGGCUGGAACCAGCAUGUACUGUGGAUCAUUUCUGAUUUCAAGAGAGCUUAGCUUGAUGUGAUUUGCUUUUUAGCAGGACUGCUGCCCCCAGGGCACAUUUGCACCUGAAGAAAUAAUUGUAGGACUUUCACCUGAUGAAAGAAAUCUUAAAUCAGUGUAGAUAUUGGGAGUUUAAAUCAGUUAAUUGAUCAACUGUGCAUAGAGCUCCGUAAGAGAGAGCUCUUAAGAAAAGAAAUACUAUAUACUUAAGGGGGUGCUUUGGGGGGUUUUGCAACUACUUUUAGUAAAAUAGUUAAUAUAUUAAACAUGGAUAUAUAAUUUAAUGCUGAAUUAAUUAGGCCACAUUUUUUGUAAACUAACAUUUUUUAAAUGGACAAUUCAGUUUAGCAUGGUAGCUGUAAAACAUUCAGAAUUAUGCUUCUAGAGAUAUCAGUUAAUUUAAUGAAAUUGGGCAGAAAAGCAGCCGCCCACAGUGGCCAUUUCCUCAUGACCAUCCCUGCUUUUUGGAUAAUUCUGUUGGAUGAUUUUGUUCCCGUGUUGUUAAUAGUUUAACUGCUUCCAGUAGGCUUCUGCUUGGUGAGAGCAAAAUGCUGGACUAGGCGUGCCUUUCGCCUGAUCCAGCAGAGCUGCUCUUGGGUUUUGAAAAAGCUGUUUGCUGGUUAGACUUCAUCUCUGCAGGUAUCUAAUCCCUCUCUUUAGUGACGUAACAAGGUAAUAUAUUUUAUACUUUGCUUUAUAAUAUCACAUGUAAUAAAUGCUUUCUUUUAAAUUCUGAUAAA